UUUUAUUUUAUACAUCAGGACCAGUCUCAAUAGUGCUUCAACAUGUGGAAGACAGUUUUUUUGAUAUCUUGCUUGGUUGCAGCAGCAUUCUGUGCAGAAGAGCUAACUUAUGAAGAUUUUAAGAAAGCCACCCCUCUGUAUUUGGAAAAUGAUCCAGAUGUCCAAAAGCAAUUUCCCUUCUUGAAGAUGGAAGAUGCGGAUACGCGCAUAGUCGGUGGUGAAGAAGCUGUACCAAAUUCCAGAAAUUACCAGGUAGGUCUGUAUAUAGCUGUUGGUUUAAGUCUCGGUUUUUGCGGUGGUUCACUGAUCAGCACACGUACGGUACUGACAGCAGCUCAUUGCGUUGAUGGCAAUAAUGCUGUGGUUACUAUGUUCUUUGGUGCCCACAAUAUGCCACCACUAGCAAGCGAGAAUGCCACACAGAUCGCUUCAAGCAACAUCAUUUUACAUCCUUUAUGGCAAAGAAAUAUUUUGCUUCACGAUAUUGCCUUAAUUAUUUUGAACGAACCUAUAACUCUAUCAGACAGAAUCGGUAUUGUUGAUUUGCCUACUCAGCUUACCGACAGCUACAUCGGGGAAACUGUUCUGGUAAGCGGUUGGGGUAGACCAUCUGACAGUUCCAACAGCAUUUCUCCUAUUUUGAGGGAAGUAACCAACGAGAUCAUUAGCAAUUACCCCUGCAGAUUGGCCUAUUUUGGCAUUGUUUCUCCAACGCACAUUUGUCUCUCAGGGUUGAAUGGCAGAGGAACCUGCAAUGGUGAUUCUGGUGGACCUUUGGUCGUUAACAGAACACAGAUUGGAAUUGUAUCUUUUGGAAGUGGAUGGGGAUGCGCCCAUGGAUGGCCUUCUGUAUUCGCACGAGUAACAUCCUACAUAAACUGGAUCACUGCGAAUGCUGUGUGGUAGAUUAAUUCACAAAUACGAUACAAAUUAACAAUAAACUAAUAAUAAUAAGUCUUGUUUAUUUCCUGUUGCCUAAUCUGUUAUAUUCUAUAAUUUUAAAAUAAAUAUUAUGUACAUAAAAUAA
Messenger RNA from Sitophilus oryzae (rice weevil), 1027 nucleotides. Its product is annotated as brachyurin-like. Gene Ontology annotation, biological process: proteolysis. Gene Ontology annotation, molecular function: serine-type endopeptidase activity. NCBI's taxonomy places the organism in Eukaryota, Metazoa, Arthropoda, Insecta, Coleoptera, Curculionidae. The record is from RefSeq and is a predicted model, not a curated record. Bases 43 to 906 code for a protein of 287 amino acids. The transcript has 6 exons.